This is a messenger RNA of Salvia miltiorrhiza (redroot sage), 1375 nucleotides long. Its product is annotated as acyl-CoA--sterol O-acyltransferase 1-like. The coding region runs from base 22 to 1221 and encodes 399 amino acids. The record is from RefSeq and is a predicted model, not a curated record. Gene Ontology annotation, biological process: lipid metabolic process. The transcript has a single exon. Lineage: Eukaryota; Viridiplantae; Streptophyta; Magnoliopsida; Lamiales; Lamiaceae.
AACACCUUCCUCACAAGUCGGAUGUUCACAUGUCAUCAUGCGGUUGGCAUGGGAUGCAUAUUAUAUAAAACUAUUCCUUUUCAAAUCCUAGAAAUAAGAUUGCACGUUUUUGAUCCACACAACCAAAAAAAUCAAAUGGAGAUGGAGGGAGAGUUGAAGAAGGUGUUAAAAUAUUGGAUGGAAGGAGAAAUCACCAGUUUCGUCAAGGUAUGGCUGUCGGCUUAUCUCUCUCUAACCUACUGUUACAUCGCCGCCAAGAUGUUCCGGAGCGCCGCCGCCAGACUCGCCGCCUUCCUCCCAGUGGUGUGCCUCCUCCUCGUCCUCCCUCUCCAGCUCCACUCCAUGCACCUAGUGGGCACCACCGCCUUCUUCCUCGCCUGGCUCGCCACCUUCAAACUCCUCUUGCUCGCCUUCCACCAAGGCCCUCUCUCCACUCCCUCUCUCUCUCUUCUAAGAUUUCUUGCUGUUGCUUGUCUUCCGAUCAAACUCCGUCAAGACGACGCAAAGAAAAAGGACUCCGGAAAAGGCCCCAAAUCACUGUUAAAUUACGGUGUUAAGGGAGUUUUGUUUGGUUUACUGCUUAAGAUAUACGAUUACGAAGAUCACAUCCAUCCCUAUGUAAUAAUGGUGCUGUACAGUUUCCAUGUGUAUCUGUCCUUGGAGCUGAUACUGGCGACCGCGGCGGCGACGGCGCGCGGAUUGCUCGGCGCGGAGCUGGAGCCGCAGUUCAACGAGCCGUACCUGUCGACGUCGCUGCAGGAUUUCUGGGGGCGGCGGUGGAACCUCAUGGUAACGCGUAUACUGCGGCCCGCGGUAUACCUCCCCGUGCUGGGGUGGUCGGCGGGGAUCGUGGGGAGGAAGUGGGCCCCGCUGCCAGCUGUCAUGUCGGCCUUCGCUGUAUCGGGAUUUAUGCACGAGCUGAUAUUCUACUAUUUCGGGCGCGUGAAGCCCACGUGGGAGAUCACUUGUUUCUUCCUGCUGCACGGCUCGUGUUUGGCGGCGGAGAUUGUUGUGAAGAAGGCGGUCAACGGCCGGUGGCGGUUGCCUUGGGCGGUGGGGACGGUGCUGACCGCUUCAUUCGUGUUGGUUACGGGGCUCUGGCUGUUUUUCCCGCCGAUGCUGCGGUGUAAAGGGGAUGAGAGGGGACUUGCAGAGGUAGCGGCCGUCGGCGCCUUUCUCAAGGAUGUUGUUCGAGCUAUGAUUAUCACGGUCAACCCGUAGACCCACAUUUUCCGCCAAUCUCUCUCUAUUUUUUCUAUAAGACCAGUCAAAAUCUUGUCUCUCGUUUGCUGAUGCAGACACAAUAAAAUUAAAAUCGUAUUAUUAGGUCUGACUUUACUUUGAAUCAAGCAAGCCUUGUUAUCGGGUUAUCUAU